AUGAAAAUAAACACCAGCAAGCUAAUAAGAAAGGUUACAGAAUCUUGUUCAUCUCCGAACGGUUUAAAAAAAAUUUGGGCAUCACCAGAUUCAAUUGACCAUCUCAAAGGAGAGUACUUUUCCUUUGGUAAACUAAGGAUAUUGAAACAAAAAAGAUUAUCUAGUAUGGUGACAGGAACAGAUUUGAAAAAGCAGGAGAUGGCAAAGAGUCCGAAGGCGCCGGUUCUUGUUCAGAAAGAGUUUGCAAAUUUACAGUAUUCCACGUCUCAAAAUGACUAUUUAAAGCCUCCACCACCUCCUGUGACUGAAGCAGGUGAAGAGAAUGAAGAUGACUCUCAACAGCAGCAGGAAGAAACUACCCCAUUAUCGCUGACAAUCCCUACUUUUGAUAAUGUUCAAACAUUACCGACUCCGAUGACAUACACACCCCUAUCUCCAGCUGGAUUGUCACUAUCUCCUAUUAAAGAUCAGAAACAACCGGAUCAACCAUUACAAAUAAAGAAAAAACGUGCACAUGGGAGUCCUCGUAUUGGAGGUGGAUUGGAUUCUGUGUUAUUGGAGUCUCAACAGCGUGUAAUUUCAGAAUUAAUCCCAGCACCUUCCUUUCAACAGCAAAGAGUCGUUUCAUUGCCCACAGUUAACGAAGAGCCAAUUCCAUCUUUUGAACCCGAUAUCAUACCAAAAGAAUUUGCUCAUACAAAUAUCGAUACGUUUGACAAUCAUGCGGAAUCCACACUAGUUGGAUAUCCAUUGCAACAUUUAGACAAAGCACAUGUGCUAAGGUGGAAAAAAGUGAAAAAAAUUGGUGAAGGGAACUUUAGUGACGUCUUAUUAUACGAAUCCCUGGAUCAAACCGAUCCUAAAAUGAUGCAAAUAGCAGUAAAAAGAAUUAAAUAUCCUGUGGAGGUUACCGAUAUAACUUUUAGGGGAACUCCACAAUAUAACGAUACCUUAUCAAGGUUGGAGAGUUCUUUGACAAGGGAAUUAGGGGUUCUAAAGUUGCUGGAUUAUCCUUGCAUUGUGAAACUAUAUGGAAUAAAUAAUCCCAUUUUUGUUCAAAGUAAGACACCCUUACGAGAUUUGCUAGCCAAGAAUCCCGCCUUACCACCUUGUGAUAUGAUAAUGUCGUAUUGUUCGGGCGGUGAUUUGUUAGCGGCCAUAAGUCGUUGUCUUGGCGAGUUGGAUAUUUGGUUAAUUCAAAGAUUGUUUACAGAACUUGUCAUGGCUGUGAACUAUUUACAUGAUAAUAAUAUUAUUCACAGAGAUUUGAAAUUGGAGAACAUUCUAUUAAAAUAUCCAUUAGAACAUAUUAUUGCCUUAAAAGAUUCUCCAGUUUUUACUUCUUUGAAUAUGAUAGAAUUGGCAGAUUUCGGUCUUUGUAAGCAGAUUCAACCAGGGGAAUUAUGCACUGCAAGGUGUGGUUCAGAGGACUACGUUUCUCCCGAAAUUCUCAUGGGAGUUCCAUAUGAUGGUCAUUUGACAGACACAUGGGCCCUUGGUGUGAUACUGUAUUCCAUUCUUGAAGAUAGAUUGCCAUUCGAUCCACCUCCAAAUGCUACCUCAAGACAAAGGAAUAGAGCUACUUCACAUAGAAUAGCUAGAUUUGAUUGGCAUUGGUUUAGGCUGGCCAAUACUGAAUUGGAUGCCAAGGAAAUUGUCGCCAAUACACUAACAAGGAAAAAUCAACGAUGGGAUAUCAAACAAAUUAUGGAAUCUAUUUUUGUUAAAACCGAAAUGGAAUCAUUAACAUUUUGA
Messenger RNA from Naumovozyma castellii, 1755 nucleotides. It is a transcript of the gene PRR1, whose product is annotated as serine/threonine protein kinase PRR1. The coding region runs from base 1 to 1755 and encodes 584 amino acids. The record is from RefSeq and is a predicted model, not a curated record. NCBI's taxonomy places the organism in Eukaryota, Fungi, Ascomycota, Saccharomycetes, Saccharomycetales, Saccharomycetaceae. The transcript has a single exon.